Penicillium pulvis is the source of this 411-nucleotide messenger RNA. RefSeq lists its product as uncharacterized. The coding region runs from base 1 to 411 and encodes 136 amino acids. Lineage: Eukaryota; Fungi; Ascomycota; Eurotiomycetes; Eurotiales; Aspergillaceae. The record is from RefSeq and is a predicted model, not a curated record. The transcript is spliced from 2 exons.
AUGUUCGAGCGUCGAGCUGCGGAUCGAUACCAUCUGCGAAUGCACCGUGCCCGCUCGGCGGUGCUGACUUCAGAUGAGAUUGUUGAGGUGCGCGCAGCUCAACGAACCUUCGAAGGUGCCUAUGUCCGAACCGCUCUCUCUCAGUUCUCCUUUGCCCUCGUCGUACUUAAGAUUUUCACCGCCGAAUUCUACAGUAUCGGCGCGCUAUUCGCCAUUUACGGGACCGGAGUCUUGAUCAUUGGACUGUUUCGCCGCUCUCAGGGUAAUCGCCAGUUCUUUUCGGAGCUCGGAGAAGAUGGUAUUCAUCGUCAUAAAUUCCGGACCAGUGGAAAUGCGGUGGUGGUCUUGACCGCACUGAGUAUUGCGGCAUACGUGUGCUUGAUCGGUCUGACACUUACUCUGCAAAACUGA